Sinocyclocheilus anshuiensis is the source of this 3531-nucleotide messenger RNA. RefSeq names its product cullin-1-like. The record is from RefSeq and is a predicted model, not a curated record. Gene Ontology annotation, molecular function: ubiquitin protein ligase binding. Bases 412 to 2748 code for a protein of 778 amino acids. The transcript is spliced from 22 exons. NCBI's taxonomy places the organism in Eukaryota, Metazoa, Chordata, Actinopteri, Cypriniformes, Cyprinidae. Gene Ontology annotation, cellular component: cullin-RING ubiquitin ligase complex. Gene Ontology annotation, biological process: ubiquitin-dependent protein catabolic process.
GACGCGGAACCUUUGAUCACAGCCGGUGUUUUCGGGCAGCGCGCUUGCUGACGGAUUUUAUCUCAGUUUCCGGGGGACCGUGUUUCCGUGAGCACGAGCUGACGGAGUUUUUCUGUGUUCGAUGUUUCGGGGUCGUUCUUUUUAUUUUAUUAGUAGCAAAUAAAUAUCGCCACAUAAACGUCUAAAUAAAAGGGAAUAUUGUUAAUCGGGAUCCGGAGCGGCGUUGGAGAUACAUGUUUACGUGUGUCGUUCUUUCUGGAUGAUGGUUUCUUUCCUGUCUGUCACUGUUCCCUGAGGGUCGCCCCUCCUCGUCCUCUCUCACUGCUUGACCCUAUGGAGGAGUAGCUCUUGAGUGACAGGCACGAGAACCAAUCAAACGUCAGGAGGAGCAUCAGACGCGCAGCCGAGAGGAUGUCGUCAUCUAACCGGACCCAGACCCCUCACGGUCUGAAGCAGAUCGGGCUGGACCAGAUCUGGGAUGAUCUGCGGGCGGGGAUCCAGCAGGUGUACACCCGCCAGAGCAUGGCCAAGUCACGCUACAUGGAGCUCUACACUCACGUGUAUAAUUAUUGUACUAGUGUGCAUCAGUCGAAUCAGGCCCGCGGUGCAGGUGCCCCCCCGUCCAAACCUUCGAAGAAAACCCCCACACCUGGAGGAGCUCAGUUUGUGGGGCUGGAACUCUACAAGAGAUUGAAGGAAUUUCUGAAGAGCUACCUUACAAACUUACUAAAGGAUGGAGAGGAUCUGAUGGACGAGAGCGUUCUGAAGUUCUACACACAGCAGUGGGAGGAUUACAGGUUCUCCAGUAAAGUGCUCAAUGGGAUCUGUGCUUACCUCAACCGCCACUGGGUGCGCCGCGAGUGUGACGAGGGCCGGAAAGGGAUCUAUGAAAUCUACUCUCUUGCUCUGGUGACGUGGAGGGAGUGUUUGUUUCGGCCUCUGAAUAAGCAGGUCACAAAUGCAGUAUUGAAGCUGAUCGAGAAGGAGAGGAACGGAGAAACCAUCAACACUCGACUCAUCAGUGGAGUGGUCCAGUCCUAUGUUGAGUUGGGUCUCAAUGAGGAUGAUGCCUUUGCUAAAGGUCCCACUCUGUCCGUCUACAAGGAAUACUUUGAGACUCAGUUCCUGGCAGACACCGAACGGUUUUACACGAGGGAAAGCACAGAGUUCCUGCAACAGAAUCCUGUUACUGAGUACAUGAAGAAGGCUGAGGCGCGUUUGCUGGAGGAGCAGAGGAGAGUGCAGGUUUACCUUCAUGAGAGCACACAGGAUGAGCUGGCCAGGAAAUGUGAGCAGGUUCUCAUCGAGAAGCACCUGGAGAUCUUCCACACCGAGUUCCAGAACCUUCUGGACGCAGACAAGAAUGAAGAUCUUGGUCGCAUGUACAAUCUUGUGUCACGGAUCACCGAUGGAUUGGGAGAACUAAAGAAACUUCUGGAAACGCACAUUUAUAAUCAAGGCUUGGCAGCCAUCGAGAAAUGUGGGGAGUCUGCUCUCAAUGACCCCAAAAUGUACGUCCAGACAAUUCUGGAUGUCCACAAGAAGUACAAUGCCCUGGUGAUGUCGGCAUUCAACAAUGAUGCUGGUUUUGUGGCUGCUCUUGACAAGGCUUGUGGGCGCUUCAUCAAUAAUAACGCUGUUACAAAGAUGGUUCAGUCCUCCAGCAAAUCUCCUGAACUGCUGGCCAGAUACUGCGACUCUCUGCUCAAGAAGAGCUCCAAAAACCCAGAGGAGGCAGAACUUGAAGACACUCUGAAUCAAGUGAUGGUGGUGUUUAAGUAUAUUGAGGACAAGGACGUGUUCCAGAAGUUCUAUGCAAAGAUGCUGGCCAAGCGUCUGGUCCAUCAGAACAGUGCCAGCGACGACGCAGAGGCUAGCAUGAUCUCCAAACUAAAGCAAGCGUGUGGCUUUGAAUACACAUCGAAACUCCAGCGCAUGUUCCAGGACAUUGGCGUCAGUAAAGACCUCAACGAACAGUUCAAGAAGCACCUCACAAACUCUGAGCCUUUAGACCUGGACUUCAGCAUCCAGGUGUUGAGCUCGGGGUCAUGGCCCUUCCAGCAGUCCUGCACAUUUGCUCUGCCAUCUGAGUUGGAGAGGAGCUACCAAAGGUUCACAGCCUUCUAUGCCAGCAGACACAGCGGCCGAAAGCUCACCUGGCUGUACCAUCUGUCCAAAGGAGAACUGGUCACCAACUGCUUCAAAAACCGCUACACCUUACAGGCAUCUACAUUUCAGAUGGCCAUUCUACUGCAGUAUAACACAGAAGACGUUUAUACAGUCCAGCAGCUGACGGACAGCACACAGAUCAAAAUAGACAUUUUGGUGCAGGUUUUGCAAAUUUUAUUGAAAUCCAAGUUGCUGUUUCUAGAGGACGAGAACGCAAACGUGGAUGAAGUGGAAUUUAAACCCGACACCCUCAUAAAGCUCUUCCUGGGCUAUAAAAAUAAAAAACUAAGAGUGAACAUUAACGUGCCAAUGAAGACAGAGCAGAAACAGGAACAGGAAACGACCCAUAAAAACAUUGAAGAGGACAGGAAACUCCUGAUUCAGGCGGCCAUAGUGAGAAUCAUGAAGAUGAGGAAGGUUCUGAAGCAUCAGCAGCUUCUGGCCGAGGUUCUGAAUCAGCUCUCAUCCCGGUUCAAACCCAGAGUCCCUGUAAUCAAGAAGUGCAUUGACAUCCUCAUAGAGAAGGAAUAUCUGGAGCGGGUGGAUGGAGAGAAGGACACCUACAGCUACUUGGCCUAAACAUUUCUCCGCUCCGUCUUUACUGUCUGUCUGUCUCUCUCUCACUCUCACUUUUUUUUUUUUUUAAGUUGUCUCUCGGGUAAUAAAUAUCAUUCCUCUUGAUGUUCGGCCUGUGUUGAGUUUAAAAAGCAGAAGGACUAACAGAAGAGGGAGAGCGUGUGCGCGUCAGUGAAUGUAUUUGUGCGAGCGACGGACUUUACUGCUGCCCUGCAUUAUGGACAGACUGCAUUGGAAAUGUACAUACAAACGGAGACCUCGAGCUUUAAUCUCGCAAAAUAAAACAUUGCCGAUUUUAAAAACCCAAUCAGAAAUAAACCCUACACAUUAAGCAUGUUAUUGCCUAUCAGCAUUUAAAUGAAGAAAAAAAGAACAAAGAUGCAUUGAAAUCUUAGCAAUGAGGGGCUUCAGAGAUGUUUUAAGAGAAGAAAGGAAAUCAUUUAGGAAAAAGGUGCAAUUUUAGCUGCACGUCCCAGGAACGAACGAGUUGGACAGGUCUGUAGACGUGUUGUCUGCAUUGUUACCUGCUACUGGAAAACCAUUUGUAUAGUGUGCUUCACUUUUUUUAAAUGUGUGUUAAAUAAAAGAAUUAAAGGUUUCUGUAUGUAUUUCUGAUGCUGUGGAGUCACUACAUGAAGCAAAGAGCCUUAAGACAAUGUUAUGAUUAUUCAAAUAUAAUCAUGCAUGUUUAGGACAUCUCUGUUAGCCACUUUUCAUGAACAGGGUACAAAAUACAGCCUGAAACUUCAAAUGGUCGUUGAUAUGUCGAGCUCCAUCCUCAUGAGG